AUGCCGAAACGUCCUUCAGAAUUGUUACAGCAGGUGAUGUCUGUAUUCAAAGGUCUGGAUAAAAAGUUGGAUAAGCUGCAAGAUGACGUGAACAGUCAAAACCAGACACUAACUGACUUGAGAAUAAUGGUUGCGAACUUAUCAGGCUCGUUUGACAGCGAAGUCAGAAAGAAACCUUCAAGGAAGGCAACAGCCGUUCAACGAGAUGUUCAAACAAAUAUAGAAGAGACACGAAAAAUAAAAUCAAAGAACAUAACUCAAUCUUUACCUAGUAAAAUAAAGACAAAAAGCAUGCCAGUACAAAAAAUCGGCUUAAAAAUGUCUGAACCUAAUGAGAAGUUUGUAAAGAAAGCGCAAUCCUCACCUGCUAAAGUGGGAAAACUUUCUACGAGAUUAUUAAAGGCGGAAGCUCCCCGAAAAGCUACAACUCUGAGGACUCAAAAAAAUAAAAUAGAUAAGAAGAGAAACAAAACCAUGAACUAA
Messenger RNA from Diatraea saccharalis (sugarcane borer), 483 nucleotides. The record is from the annotation of a GenBank genome assembly. NCBI's taxonomy places the organism in Eukaryota, Metazoa, Arthropoda, Insecta, Lepidoptera, Crambidae.